Molecule: messenger RNA, 2267 nt
Organism: Rosa rugosa (rugosa rose)
Lineage: Eukaryota; Viridiplantae; Streptophyta; Magnoliopsida; Rosales; Rosaceae
Product: pentatricopeptide repeat-containing protein At2g17670
Exons: 2
Coding region: 109-1503 (464 amino acids)
Molecular function (GO): protein binding
Source: RefSeq, a predicted model, not a curated record
GUCGCCCACGACCCGUCUCCAAAACCCCCAAUUCCCAAUCUCAAACCCUCCAAAAACCCUAACAACUCCAGACUCACAGAGCUUCCACCAAAACCAGAACAACCAGAAAUGGGAAAGAUGUCUCCCUCAGUACGUUCACUAGUAUCAACCUCCCUCAUCAGAAAGCCACCUUCUUUAUCCCCAAACCAAUCCCCAUCUCAUAAACCCCAUAACUCUCAGACCCACCUCACCAGAAAAACCCCACCUCAAAAUUCCGGCAAAACCCAACUCCAACUCCAACUCCAAACCCAGACCAAGAACCCAUUCACCUCCCCAAACCUCUCAGACGCCAAAAGGGUCUUCAACUCCAUCGCCACCGCAACAAAAACCCCUCUCGAUCUCCGCGUCCACAACGCCCUCCUCCAAUCCUACGCCGCAAUCUCCACCGUCAACGACUCCAUCGCUCUCUUCAACCACAUGAUCAAAACCCAACCCGCAUUCUCGCCGGACCGGUCCACCUACCACAUCUUGCUCGCCCAGUCCUGCACCGUACCCGAUCAGACCCUCCAAUCUGUUCACCAAGUCCUCAACUUUAUGCUCAACAAUGGCUUCCACCCAGAUAAGGUCACCACCGACAUUGCCGUCCGGUCACUCUGCUUGGCCGGACACGUGGACGAGGCAGUGCAAGUGAUGAAGCAAAUGUCGUUGAAAAACGCGGUACCGGAUACUUAUACUUACAAUUUUCUUGUCAAGUGUCUCUGCAAGUCGCGAGUUUUGAGUACUGUUAAAGAGUUUAUUGAUGAUAUGCGAAAGUCUUUCGAUUUGAAGCCGGAUUUGGUUACUUAUACGAUUAUGAUUGACAAUGUAGCUAAUAGCAAGAAUUUACGUGAGGCUAGCCGAUUAGUGAAGGAGUUAGAUAAGGAGGGGUUUAAGCCGGAUUGCUAUGUUUACAAUACGAUUAUGAAAGGCUAUUGUAUGCUGAGUAAGGGUAAUGAGGUGGUUCAGGUGUUGAAGGACAUGCAGGAGAAUGGAGUGGAGCCUGAUCUUGUUACAUAUAAUACUCUGAUUUUUGGGUUGUCGAAGUGUGGCAGGGUUAUGGAGGCGAAGAAGUAUUUGCGGAUCAUGGUGGACAUGGGGCAUUUCCCCAACGAGGUGACUUAUACUUCAUUGAUGAAUGGAUUGUGUCGGAAGGGGGAUGCAUUGGGUGCAGUGGCAUUGUUGGAGGAGAUGCAAGCGCAGGGGUGCAGCCCGAAUGAGUGCACCUAUAAUACCUUGCUUCAUGGGUUGUGUAAGGGAAGGUUGUUAGAGAAAGGGCUGGAAUUGUAUGGACUGAUGAAAAAAGAUGGGAUGAAGCUUGACACGGCUUCGUAUAGUACACUUGUGAGGACACUUUGUAGGGCAGGCAGGGUUGCAGACGCUUAUGGAGUGUUUGAUUAUGCAGUUGAGAGUAAGAGCUUAACAAAUGUUUCUGCUUACUUGACUUUGGAAAGUACAGUUAAGCAGCUUAAGAAAGCACGACCUUGAUAUAUCACGGUUUUGUUAUGGGGAUGUUUUAGGUUGUUGUGCUAGAGUUGUCAAGACUCAUCCUUGGUGAAGCAAAGAAGGUUGCAUGUCAGAUUAGCACUCUAUCAAAUCUAUCUGCUUCUAGCCAACCAAGUGACCAACUCUCUCCAAGGAACUCCAAACUCCAAAUAGUCCCAAAUGGAAGGUCCCGGACAUGAGUCACUGGAACUGUGAUCCAUGUCUUGCAAUGUAAUUCGUGAUGCUGGAAAUAGUGGAGCACCUAGUGGAGCCAGAUUAACCGACUGACAUCAGCCACCUUUUUAAGCUUAAUUUCCACUUCUUUGGUUUAACCAUCCGGAGCAAAAGUUCUGCCCUCAGCAAGUUGCCCUCCAACAAAACACCCUGGUGUCAGCAGAACUUCUCUCGCUUAUCGCUAUUGGCAUCAGACACUAUCUUCUAUUGAUUGUUGAUGAGCUACUAAUGCAGAGCUGUACUUGUCUGUUGGUAACCAUAUAACACAGAUUGUUGUUGUCAAAUUGCCUUUUCGUGAUGGGAUUGUACAGAAGGCGUUUCUGAAGGUCGUCUAUCUAUUAUCCAUAGACCAUAGUUGUGAUAUUGCCUUUUUGAAUUCAGAUACAAGGAUUAGAAUAAGCCCCGAUUGAUAUUUGUCUGUUACAGACUCAAGAACUAUGUUAGAUAUAAUAUCCUUUGCUCGAUCGCAAAAGUAGAUACUUGUCUAUAUAUACAUUUUCAGACUCAACCACUGGAUGAGAUAUAUAAUCCGC